This is a messenger RNA of Pseudophryne corroboree (corroboree frog), 4022 nucleotides long. It is a transcript of the gene AFTPH, whose product is annotated as aftiphilin. Gene Ontology annotation, cellular component: AP-1 adaptor complex; trans-Golgi network membrane. The coding region runs from base 396 to 2975 and encodes 859 amino acids. Gene Ontology annotation, biological process: intracellular transport. Lineage: Eukaryota; Metazoa; Chordata; Amphibia; Anura; Myobatrachidae. The record is from RefSeq and is a predicted model, not a curated record. Gene Ontology annotation, molecular function: clathrin binding. The transcript has 10 exons.
CAGUGCGUUUUCUCUUCCGCCCUCACUGUGCUUUCAUUUCCGCCCAUCGCCUGCGCAGCGACUUGUUCCAUCAUCCACCUUCUGACGGCCGGACGGCGCGGUGGCUGACGGGAAGGUGAAUCCGGGAGACUGACUGAGCGCUGAGCCGGGGCAGGAGGCUGUGUGUGUGUUUGGCCGUUCUCUCAGCCCGGGGUUACCAGCAGUCGUAGGCAGCGCAGCUGGGGUGCGGUGUCCCCAGGAGUGACCGGCGGGGGAGUGCGCCCCGGGCGGAGACACCUGAGCUAGGGGCGGAACCGUACCGGGGAUCGACAUGAGCGGCACACCCGAGCUCUGCGGCCCGGGAUAAGGGGACGAGCAGAGGUGUACUUAUCCAUCCUUAAUCAAGACUAUACAGUAUGGAACCUGAAAUUAUUCGAAUGUAUUCUUCAUCCCCACCUCCUCUCGACAGUGUUGCGGAUGAUGAUGAAGAUGAUGAAUUCGGAGAGUUUGGUGGCUUUGCUGAAGUCAACAACUCUGGAAUUAGUUUUUCUGAUUUCGACGCAGUCGGUUACCCUAAAUCUCGGGAGGAGUUUAUCCCGUCAAACCACUUUUUACCGAUACAUGAUUACUCGGAUAAUGUAAAUAAUUUCACUAGCCUUACCUCUAUUAAAGCCAAUGAGAACAUUUCUGAGAUAAGUAGCUCUAAGAAGGGACAUUGUUCUGUUUUCGAGACAAAUAUCGCCCAUUUUAAUGAUGCUGCACUUGAUAAUAAAGGGACCUCAGGGGAGAACACAACAUAUUUAAAUUCGGAAACCCAUCAUAGUUGUGUUGACAAUGCAGAUGUAAUAAGUAGGAGUCAGGAUCGAAUAGGUAGCACUUGUAAUGGAGAUAAAAUACAUAGUCUGGAAAAUCUAACUAAUGGGUUUGCCGUGAUCGAUUCUGACAGCCCUCAGGGAUUACAAGAUUUGGACAGUAUGGGACAUUCAAAGGGAUUUAAAUCCAUCAGUUCUCAUAGUACAGAUUUAAGCAUAGACUUUUCGCCUCCAAGCCCUGGUGAUGACUUUGCUGACUUUGCCACGUUUUCAAGGAAAGAUUCUGUACACUUGGAUGACACAGACCAGCAAGCACACAAGGUGUUGCCUGAAAGACAGGCUCAAAGUGUUAAACCUAUCACUGGAUUGAGUAGAUAUGAAGAAGGCAGCAGCUCUUCUACAGAAGUACUAAAAGACCCAGUCCCUCAAACUGUAGAAGAAACACAUUAUGUCGCUUCAGAAAGUGAUACACUAGCAACUGACAGUGUUCCUUCUCAGGAGACCGUCACACCUAUAUUAGAAACCAAUUUAUCUGAUAGUAUGCAAGCAGUGGAUACCAAAAGAAGUCCUGAUAUUAUACAUAGUAGAAUGGAGGAAGUGUUACAGACUGUUGGUGAAAUGCGUUGUACUACACCUGAAAAGUCACUGGAAAGAUCGGAGGAUGUUAAGAAGGUAGAACUUGAUUCACAAGAUGGACAUACCAACAGUUUCAAUGUUUCUCCUGAUCAGUCACAAUAUGAUAGUACAGUUGGAGAUUUAGAUGCUGCUAGUGAAAAGACACCUCAAACUCUGACUGACCACAGCAAGUCAGAUAAGAUGCACUUACAUGAACCAUUAGAACUGGAUUCAGAUGUAAAGGAAUUGAAUAGUUUUGAUGAUUUUGAGGAUACAAACAACCUUGCUUUUCAGGAGAAGCAGGCAGACCCUUCAGAGACGCUGGAGUUGCACGAUGAGACUGACAAAUGUUCUCAGCUGAGGCCUUGCGAGGAACCUUCCUUGACCACAACUGAGGAAUGCAACAUUGUAGAAGUCUCUGAUGAUUUUGCCGACUUCAGUACGGCAGGCAAUAUUGAGCAGCCUGCAGAGUGGAAUGCCUUUGAAGAUGAUGAGGGAGAAAGUCCUUCCUGGGCUGCCUUUGGAGAACAGAAGACAGACUCUCCUGCAGAGUCUGACUGGCAGUCAUUUAGGACAGAUAUGCCCUCUGGAAAUGAUGAAAAGGUUUUGAACACACAAAGUGUUGAGUUGCCGGCGUUUCAUGAAUCUGGAUCCACGUUCAUUUGUGAAGAUCCAACUUUUGCCUUUCAGCAUUCAUUGUUGAGCCGUCUAGAGCGAGUUAUCCAGGCCUGUUUUCCUCCUCCUCCUGUUACCGAUAUAGAAGAGAAGAUAUGUUCAUUGGAUGUUCUGCUGUGCCCGGAGCAGCGGGAGGACACUUCACAGUCCCUGCCUCGUGCCAGCUUGCACACAGAAGUGUUGGACAUAUGGACUGAGCUGCAGGAUAUUCAUGAUGCCUACGGACUGAAGUAUCAAUGGGGAGGAUCGCAUAGCAACAAAAAGCUCCUGUGCAGCCUUGGAAUCGACACAAGGAACAUACUUUAUACAGGCAACAAGAAGCAGCCUGUCAUUGUCCCCAUGUAUGCAGCUGGCCUGGGUAUGCUGGAACCAACUAAGGAACCUCUAAAGCCUUUAUCUGCUGCCGAAAAAAUAGCAUCAAUAGGGCUGUCUUCUCCUGUUCCUCCAGAUGAUGGCGUUUGUUCUCCUGAUCAGUUGCAGGAAUCCCUCCCACCUGUCCAGUUUGACUGGAGUAGCAGUGGCCUUACCAACCCUUUAGAUGCUAGUGGAGGUUCCACUCUUCUGAAUCUUGAUUUCUUUGGACCCGUGGAUGACAGUGGCUAUAGCAGCACCGCCACCAUGCCAGGUGUGGAUCCCGAGUUGUACGCAUUGACGACAUCAAAAGUGGAAUCAUCCAGCGCCAGCAGCAAGGUGACUGAUGCGUUUGCAAGACUCAUGUCUACAGCGGAAGCCACAAGCACAUCUGCAAGGAAACCUAGAAGGGACGAGAACCUUAGUGAAGAGGCUGCGAAAGUCAUCGCCAGCCUACCCGACUUAUCUUUCAUGCAUGCAAAGGUGUUGAUGUUUCCAGUCUCACUAACACCUUCAACAAGUUCACAACACAAGGUAGACUGAUUACACAAAAAUGAGGAAGGAAACUGCAAAAAAAAAAAAAAAAAAAAUCCAAAUUGCAAUGGGUGUUAUAUAUCCAAACUUUUUAAAGUGGAUUAAAGUGUUCUUGCUGUGACAUAAAAUCACUUCAGCUGAUUUGUUGGUGAGCAACACUAUAAAGCGUAAAUACAUUCUGAUGUAUAUUUCAACACUGAAUACUCCAUUUAUAUGAGAAAUCUUCAACUUAAUUUGUAUAUAAUAGCGACGGGAACUUUUUUUUUUUUUUUUAUGUGCUGGGGGUACAUACACUGGUGGAUCCUUUUUUACAAAAUUAAAAAAGAAAUUGAAGAGACAAAAGUGAACAUGCUAAACCUUCACUGCCUGUGAGCCUGUCCCGGUGACUUUUUUUAUUUUAUUUUUUAUUUCUCCUUUCUCCCAGUUGUAUUGAAAUUAUUGUACUGUUACAUUUAAAUGUUCAGUGUUUGUUCAUUUUGUGUUAAUUUAAAUUCUAACCUAUGCUGAGCUGAAACUGCAAAAUCAGUUUAAUCCAUUUUCUGAUGGCGUCCGCGUUGCUGGCAGUGGACGGGUUAGGGAAACACAGCCAGGGCAAGUUGUACUGCAGGGUUUUUACAAUCAUAUCAGUUCACGUCCAUCCGGGUGUCUUUCCUGCUUAGUAACCUUUUCUGUGUGUGGGCAAUAAAAUUGCAGGUGAUUUGGGGACUUAAUCGACUAGAUUUUGGGUUAAGAAGGACCAAAAUAACAUGAUUGUGACUAUGAAGAAUUUGAUUACUGUUCUCGUUUAGUUUGUUUGCGUCUGUUGUCGUACCACUAUCCUUCUGAUUUGCACAGUGUAAAAAAUAAAAAAAUGAGCAUAAUCAUAGGUUGCUAUGGUUUAGGCUGUACAUAUGUUGAAGACUUUGGGAUGUAAAUUAAUGGGAAAAUUCCUAUGGAAAAAAAACAAAUUUGAUCUGUAGCAGCAAGGUCCAUGUGCAUGCCCAAGUUCUUUUGAAAUGUAAGCGUGUACAUUCUCUUUUAGCUUACACAAGAAUAAAUAAAAAAAACAAUUUUAAA